AUGUAUUUGACAUCGGCAUCAGGAAUAAUAUCUUUGUUAAAAGAACCAACGGCAGAACCAAAAAUAUUUGCUCUGAAAAAGUUAAAUGCUAUUGUGGACGAGUUUUGGCCAGAAAUAUCUGAAGCAAUAAAGGAAAUUGAAAUACUUCAUGAAGAUAAGACAUUCAAAGAACAAAAAUUAGCAGCCUUAGUAGCAAGUAAAGUAUAUUACCAUUUAGGAAGUUUCGAUGAUUCUUUAAAAUAUGCUCUAAGAGCUGGGAAUUUGUUUGAUGUGAGUGAUUCUACUGAAUAUGUAGAAACUAUAAUUACCAAAAUUAUUGAUCUUUACACUAGAGUAAGCCACACAACUACAAAACUCGAAUCUAAAACAAAUAGGAUAAGACGACAGUUAACAGGUUUCGUGAAUCGAAUGUUUAAAAUAUGCUUUGCUAAUGGUCAUUACAGACAAGCGUUAGGUCUAGCAAUGGAAACACAACGAAUAGAUAUAUUUGAGACAGCAAUUGUAGAGUCAGGUGAAAUGAAUACAAUGUUGGCUUAUGGUUAUCAACUGGUGACAAAUUUUAUGCACAAUUGUACCUUUCGAAAUAAUAUUCUGCAUUUAUUGGUUAGACUGUAUGAGAAAGUAGAUGAGCCGAACUACAAAAAUAUGUGUCAGUGUUUCAUUUCUUUGAAUGAUCCAUGCGCAGUGGCCCAGCUUCUAAGAAAUCUUCAACAAAGUACGGAGGAACAUGCUCUCACGAGUUAUCAAAUUGCAUUUGACGUUUAUGACUGCACCGCGCAAUAUUUUCAGAGGAGAAUUAUUCAAGAACUUUCUGUUUCUCCAGAUAUGUCCGUAUUUGAUAAAAAUUCAACAAUAUUUCGAAAUGACCUUCCUGCUCCAUCAACAUUAAUGACCUCCGUUUCCCCAAUCUCAACUUCCAAUAGUCAGUCAACAGAAGAAAAGAAAAAACACGAGGAACGAACCCAAAAUAUAAUCAGUAUUCUCUCCGGCGAAGUUACAGCGCAAUUAUAUCUUCAAUUUCUUUCUCGGAAUAAUAAUUCAGAUAUGUUCAUUUUGAAUCAAACAAAAGAACACGCUAGAGCCUCAAUAUGCCAUAACGCGACUGUAAUAGCUAACGCCUUCAUGCAAACUGGCACAACAUCUGAUGAGUUUCUCUGUGACAAUUUGAAAUGGUUGGCUCAAGAAGCUAAUUGGAGUAAGGUGACAACAAUUGGGUCUUUGGGAUUGAUACAUAGAGGGCGUGAAGAGGAAUCAGUGACACUCGUGCAGAGUUAUCUACCUGAAGAAGAACAUUUCAAAUCUGGUUUUGUUGACGCAGGCUACUUGUAUGCACUAGGUCUCAUUCAUGCAAACCAUGGCGAAAAAAUUAUUCAUUAUCUAAAGCAGCAACUAAAAGAAGCUAGUAAUAGCAUGACUCGGCAUGGGGGAUGUUUGGGUUUGGGGUUGGCAGCUUUGGGUACACACAGCCAAGACGUAUGUCAGCAACUCAAAUCCAACUUGCAUCAAGACGACGCUGUCACAGGACACGCAGCAGGCAUCGCUAUGGGAAUGGUGAUGCUCGGAUCCAAAUCCUCCGAAGCCAUUGAAGACAUGAUAACGUACGCUGAGGAAACGGACCACGAGAAGAUUGCGAGCGGCUUAGCGGUGGGCGUGGCUCUCAUCAUGUACGGACGACUGGAGGAGGCUGAGUCUGUAGUUGCCACGCUCUACCGCCACAGCGACCCUCUGUUGCGGCGCUGCGCCAUGUACACGCUCGCUUUGGCGUAUUGCGGCACUGGCGACAAUAACGCCCUUCGCCGUCUGUUGCACACCGCCGUCGCCGACGCCAACGACGACGUGAGGAGGGCCGCCGUUCUGGGGAUUGGGUUCCUCUUGUGCACGGCGCCCCAGCAGUGCAUUGCCGUGGUGGCGCUGCUCGCGGAGAGCUACAAUCCGCACGUCCGCUACGGCGCUGCCAUGGCCCUCGGGAUCGCCUGCGCCGCCACUGGCCUGCAGGAGGCCGUCGCCUUGCUGGAGCCCCUCACGGACGAUCCGGUCAACUUCGUGCGCCAGGGAGCCUUCAUCGCUUCCGCCAUGAUCCUCAUACAGCACACUGAAUACACUUGCCCCAAGGUCAAGGACUUUCGCUCCUUAUAUGCUAGGGUGAUUGCUGACAAGUAUGAGGACCCGAUAGCGAAGUUCGGUGCUAUACUUAGUCAGGGUAUCAUCGAUGCAGGAGGACGCAAUGUUACUUUGUCUCUUCAGUCACGAGCAGGGCACAUAAACCCUAUCUCAGUAGUUGGUGUCCUGCUCUUCAUGCAGUAUUGGUAUUGGUUCCCUCUUACGCUUUGCCUUGGCCUGGCCUUUACUCCAACUUGCAUUAUUGCUCUGAAUGGCCAGCUGAAGAUGCCGCAACUGCAAUUUCGCUGCAAUGCUCCACUCUCACUUUUUACUUACCCUUCACCAAUUAAAAAAAAUAAAACAGAAGAAGAAGAAGAAGAAGAAGAAGAAGAAGCAGAAGAAGAAAGAAAUGUCUUCCCAGCUCCUGUUCUCAGUUCUGCUUCGAAACUCUGCACUCGAAGACGAAGCUGGAAAGAGAGAAAGCAGUGUUUUACUGACAUCGCGAAAGCGGACGAAAAUAUAAAUGAUGUAAAAGAAAUCCAUCAUCAAAAUGAAAGUGGGAAAAGUAAUAAGAUAACAUCUAAGAACGAAAUUGAAGAGACAAAUGCCAAAUUGGUAGAGAAACAAAGGUUGCAUAGAAAUAAAUAUGACACAAAAACCGAAAACGUUUCAGAGAUUUUAAAAGAUAAUUUCUGUAUUUUAAACAAUCCUUCUAGAUGUCUAAAGCAACAGCUAAAAUUCCUACAGGUAGUAGAUGAUAGCAAAUACGUUCCUUUGAAGGAGGUAUCCAGUGGAGGAAUUAUAAUAGUUCGGACGAACACUGGAGCAAAGGUAAUAGAACUUGCAAGCUGUUUCGGACCUCAUCUGGAAGAAGAGGACCCUCAGCCUCCAGUACCCUUCGAGUAUAUCGAAGAUUAG
Molecule: messenger RNA, 3018 nt
Organism: Gryllus bimaculatus (two-spotted cricket)
Lineage: Eukaryota; Metazoa; Arthropoda; Insecta; Orthoptera; Gryllidae
Source: the annotation of a GenBank genome assembly